AGACGACCUCCACUCAGUGUGGACUGAGCUCAGAUCCUAACGCAGCCCGGUUUCUGGGCCUCUCUAAGCCAGCUGGUCUGGCUUAAUAAUAUCACUUCUCUCUUUCUUUCUUUCUUUCUUUCUUUCUUUCACUCUCUUAUUGUUUUUUGAAUCCUUUUCUUGUUUGAUACAAGAACCCACAGCUGGAGCUGCUGGGAGAACUUCCAGGUGAAGAAGACACAACGAGAAGCACUGGUGCUCGAGACUCACUCACGGAUGGACUGAACCCGCAGGACGGAGACACGCAGAGAGACACGCAGAGAGACAACCAGUCCUGCAGAGAAGAGACAGGAGCUGUUUCAGGACUGAAAAGUGAAAAACUGUGAGCACCUGGAAGUCAAUCAGAGGAGCCAGAGGAGAAGAAGAAGAAGAAGAAGAAGAAGAAGAAGAAGAAGACGUCUGUUAGAAAAGAGGAAGAACAGAGCAGCCGAGAUGGGGAGGAAAAAGAUCCAGAUAGCACGGAUCAUGGACGAACGGAACAGACAUGUGACGUUCACCAAGCGUAAGUUUGGUCUGAUGAAGAAGGCGUACGAGCUGAGCGUGUUGUGCGACUGCGAGAUCGCCCUCAUCAUCUUCAACAGCACCAACAAGCUGUUCCAAUACGCCAGCACCGACAUGGACAAAGUUCUGCUCAAAUACACCGAGUACAACGAGCCCCACGAGAGCCGGACCAACUCCGACAUCGUGGACACGCUGCGUAAAAAGGGUUUAAACGGCUGCGACAGCCCCGACAUCGAGGCCGACGACUCUGCGGGCCAGAGCCCAGAGUCCGACGACAAGUACCGCAAAAUCAACGAAGACAUCGACCUGAUGAUCAACAGACAGAGACUCUGUCAGGGUCUGCUGCCCUCCACCUACGACAUGGGCGUCUCCCUCCCCAGCAGUAACUCCGGCGGCCUGCUGUACUCCCACCCCGGCAUCAACUGUGGUUUAGGGAACCACAACCUGCUGCCCAUCUCACACUCCUCCCUGCAGAGGAACAGCAUGUCGCCUCAGAGGCCCUCCAGCGCUGGAAACGCAGGACUGAUGGGUUCAGAGCUGCCGAGCACCGUCGUCUCCAGUUUGGGAAACGGCAGCUACAGUAACCACUGCACCUCCCCGGGGCUGCUGUCUCCAGGAGGCGUCUCCAAGAACAUGCAGGAUAAGAGUCCUCCUCAGAUGAGCAUGAGCCGUAAGCCUGACCUCCGGACUCUGAUGCCGCCCUCCAACAAGUGCAACAACAUGCCCACCAUCAACCAGAGAAUAAAUCACUCCCAGACGGCUCAGACGCUGUCCACUCCGGCCGUGUCCAUCGCUGCUCCGUCUCUGACUGGACAGGUGAUGGGCGGAUAUCCGUCUACGCUCUCCUCGUCAUACGGCACAGAGUUCCUCAGCGACCUGUCCUCUCUGUCUGGGUUCGGAGGUUCUGGUCUUGGAUCGGUAGCGAGCUGGCAGCAACAGCAGAUACAGAAUCUACAGCACUCAGCACUCGGACACAUGGGGAACUUGAACCAGAACUCCAACCUGAACCUCUCCUCCGGUCAUCAUCCGAACCUCCACAUCAAGUCCGAGCCGGCCUCCCCUCCCGGAGACCGGGGCGUCGGCAUGAUGAACGCGGGACUCGGAGGCUGCGUGACCACGGCCGGAUACUCCAACGCCGCGGGCCGCUCCCCCGGCGACAGCGCGUCCAGCUGCGGGAGCUCGUACGAAGGCAGCGAGGACCGCGAGGAUCACCACGGGAACUUCCUCCUCCAGCCGCUGUCCAGUCAGGACGAGCGCCACAGCCCGUCGGUCAAACGGAUGAGGCUAUCGGAGGGCUGGGCCACAUGAUGGGAGCCGGCCUGCAGCCAGACGGGAGGAAGGGGGUGUUAGUAACGUUACCUUAUAGUGUUAUUAUUAUUAUUAUUAUUAUCAUAUUGUACUGAGUGGGUGUGCUAAAUGUGUUAUUGGUAACAUGAACGUGAGAGGGGGGGGGGGGGCAGAGUCAGACAGUUUUAUAUGAAUACAGUGACGCUCUGCUGUAUUUACAACGUGUACACUACAGGAAGUACUUCUGCUACAUCAGGCAGGGAUUUAUCAAACUGCUAAGAAUUACACUGAAACUGAAGAAUAGAAACAUUCAGGUUGUCAAUCAAU
Sebastes umbrosus (honeycomb rockfish) is the source of this 2154-nucleotide messenger RNA. RefSeq names its product myocyte enhancer factor 2ca (gene mef2ca). NCBI's taxonomy places the organism in Eukaryota, Metazoa, Chordata, Actinopteri, Perciformes, Sebastidae. Gene Ontology annotation, molecular function: protein dimerization activity; RNA polymerase II cis-regulatory region sequence-specific DNA binding; DNA-binding transcription factor activity, RNA polymerase II-specific. Gene Ontology annotation, biological process: positive regulation of transcription by RNA polymerase II. The record is from RefSeq and is a predicted model, not a curated record.